Oenanthe melanoleuca is the source of this 10771-nucleotide messenger RNA. It is a transcript of the gene AGAP1, whose product is annotated as ArfGAP with GTPase domain, ankyrin repeat and PH domain 1. Gene Ontology annotation, molecular function: GTPase activator activity; GTP binding; protein binding. NCBI's taxonomy places the organism in Eukaryota, Metazoa, Chordata, Aves, Passeriformes, Muscicapidae. The record is from RefSeq and is a predicted model, not a curated record. The coding region runs from base 69 to 3509 and encodes 1146 amino acids. Gene Ontology annotation, cellular component: nucleus. The transcript is spliced from 19 exons.
UCCAUCCAUUCAUCCAUCCAUCCAUCGCUCUCGGCGCCGAUGCCCGCUGCCUGAAGGGCAGAGCCAUCAUGUACCUCCUGGACAGCAGCGAGCCGCCGGCCGCCUCCUCGUCCCCCGAGAGGAUGCAGCGGGGCACCCCGCAGAGGAAGACCGUGUACCGCAUCUCGGUGACCAUGGUGAAGAAGGAGCUGCUGGGGCCGGAGAGCGGCCGCGCCGGCCCCGAGCUGCCCCGGCGCGGGCGGAGCCGCCCGCCGGGCUCCUCCAGCCUCACCCGGGCCGGGCUGCUGCUGCUGGAGGAGGAGGAGGAGGGCGAGGAGGAAGGCGAGGAGCGGGACAGGGUCCCCAGCCCCUGCGGCCUCCGCACCUUCCGGACGCUGAGCACGGGGCAGCUGGAGCUGGGCCGCCUCAAGGUGCCGCGGAGAGCGGGGCCGCCCGCGCCCGGAGCAUCCCCGCCCGGGGAGCAGCGGGACAGGGACGAGGGGCCCGGGGAGCCGGGCCCGGGGGAGCGGGGCCACAGCCCGCGGCGCCAGCUGCGGCGGAGCUUCAGCUUCAGGCACUGGAGCGGCGGCGGCGGCGCGGAGCCGGCCCGGGUGCGGCGGCACAGCAGCUCCGGCUGCCUGCCCGGGCCGCCGCCCGCCGCGCUGCCCGCCGAGCCCCCCGAGAAGCGCAACACGCUGGACGUGGGCGAGGUGCUGAGCCAGGCGGACCCGCUGUCCCGGCUGGAGCGCUGGGAGCGCAGCAAGAGCAAGAACCGGACCCUGGAUAACAGCGACCUGCAGCGGCUCUCGGAGCGGCUGGGCCGGGAGAGCCCCGCCGCCGGCAGCGAGCACCGGCUGCUGCGCUUCUUCAGCGGCAUCUUCGCCCGCAGGGACGGCCCCGCCGCCCUCUUCGGCAGCCCCCACGGCCGCUCCCCCCGCAGCAGCUUCUCCAGGUCCAGGGCUUAUUUUAGCAGCCUCAGGAGAGCCGCCGUGGACAUGCAGUCCAGCUCCGAGAGCAUCAACGGGUCCCCCCAUAAAGAUGCCUUUGUGAACAGCCAGGAAUGGACCCUGAGCCGAUCUGUGCCGGAGCUGAAAGUGGGGAUCGUGGGUAACCUGGCCAGCGGGAAGUCAGCGCUGGUGCACCGGUACCUGACGGGCACCUACGUGCAGGAGGAGUCCCCUGAAGGUGGGAGAUUCAAGAAGGAGAUAGUGGUUGAUGGACAAAGCUACCUGCUGCUGAUCAGAGAUGAAGGAGGCCCUCCAGAGGCACAGUUUGCCAUGUGGGUGGAUGCUGUUAUCUUUGUGUUCAGCUUGGAGGAUGAAGUCAGCUUCCAGACUGUUUACCACUACUACAGCCGCAUGGCCAACUACCGCAACACCAGCGAGAUCCCCAUGGUGCUGGUGGGCACCCAGGAUGCCAUCAGCUCCACCAACCCCCGUGUAAUUGACGAUGCCAGAGCCAGGAAGUUGUCCAAUGACCUCAAGAGAUGCACUUACUACGAGACCUGUGCCACCUACGGCCUCAACGUGGAGAGAGUCUUCCAUGACGUUGCCCAGAAGAUCGUUUCCACCAAGAAGAAGCAGCAGCUCUCAAUCGGACCCUGCAAAUCUCUACCCAACUCUCCGAGCCACUCCUCCGUGUGCUCUGCCCAGGUUUCUGCCGUACAUAUCAGCCAGACCAGUAAUGGAGGAGGGAGUUUAAGUGAUUAUUCCUCCUCUGUCCCAUCAACUCCAAGCACCAGCCAGAAGGAGCUGCGGAUUGAUGUUCCUCCCACUGCCAACACACCAACUCCUGUCCGUAAACAGUCCAAGCGGCGAUCCAACCUCUUCACGUCUCGGAAAGGGAGUGACCCAGACAAAGAGAAGAAGGUCCUGGAGAGCAGAACAGACAGCAUUGGAAGCGGCCGUGCAAUCCCAAUUAAACAGGGGAUGCUGCUGAAGCGGAGUGGCAAGUCCCUGAACAAGGAGUGGAAGAAGAAAUACGUGACACUGUGUGACAAUGGUGUGCUGACCUACCAUCCCAGCCUGCACGAUUACAUGCAGAAUGUUCAUGGCAAAGAGAUUGACUUGCUGAGAACCACGGUGAAGGUCCCUGGGAAGAGGCCACCCCGAGCCACAUCAGCCUGUGCCCCCAUCUCCAGCCCCAAAACCAACGGCCUCUCCAAAGACAUGAGCAGUUUACACAUCUCGCCAAAUUCAGGGAACGUGACUACUAGCACAUCUGUGUCUCAGAUGGCCAGUGGGAUCAGUCUGGUGUCCUUCAACAGCCGCCCGGACGGUAUGCACCAGCGCUCCUACUCGGUCUCCAGUGCAGAUCAGUGGAGCGAGGCCACAGUCAUUGCCAACUCUGGCAUUAGCAGUGACACCGGCCUGGGAGAUUCAGUGUGCUCCAGCCCCAGCAUAUCCAGCACCACCAGCCCCAAACUGGACCCCCCUCCUUCCCCCCACGCCAACAGAAAGAAGCACCGCCGGAAGAAAAGCACAAGCAACUUCAAAGCUGAUGGCAUCUCGGGCACGGCUGAAGCCAAACGCAAAGCUUGGAAACUAAACCGUGUUGGUAGCCUGCGAAAUAUUUACAGCAGCAGCAGCACCAACACCGAAGAGCAAGAAGAAAACUUUGAGUUUAUCAUCGUCUCUCUCACGGGCCAGACUUGGCACUUCGAAGCAACCACCUAUGAAGAGAGGGAUGCAUGGGUCCAAGCCAUAGAGAGCCAGAUCCUGGCCAGUUUACAGUCCUGUGAGAGCAGCAAGAACAAGUCGCGCCUGACGAGCCAGAACGAGGCCAUGGCCCUGCAGUCCAUCAGGAACAUCAGAGGCAAUUCCCACUGCGUGGACUGCGAGGCACAGAACCCCGACUGGGCCAGCCUGAACCUGGGAGCCCUCAUCUGCAUCGAAUGCUCAGGGAUCCACCGCAACCUCGGCACGCACCUGUCCCGGGUGCGCUCCCUGGACCUGGACGAUUGGCCCAUCGAGCUCAUCAAGGUCAUGUCAGCCAUUGGCAACGAGCUGGCCAACAGUGUGUGGGAGGAGAACAGCCAAGGCCACGUGAAGCCUUCCCCAGACUCCACCAGGGAAGAAAAAGAGCUCUGGAUCCGCGCCAAGUACGAGCAGAAGCUGUUCCUCGCCCCGCUGCAGUGCCUGGAGCUGUCUCUGGGCCAGCACCUGCUGAGGGCCACGGCCGAGGAGGACUUGCGGACGGUGAUCCUGCUGCUGGCCCACGGCACGCGGGACGAGGUGAACGAGACCUGCGGGGACGGGGACGGGCGCACGGCCCUGCACCUGGCCUGCCGCAAGGGCAGCGUGGUGCUGCUGCAGCUGCUCAUCUGGUACGGCGUGGACGUGAUGGCGCGCGACGCGCACGGGAACACGGCGCUGGCCUACGCGCGCCAGGCCUCCAGCCAGGAGUGCAUCGACGUGCUGCUGCAGUACGGCUGCCCCGACGAGCGCUUCGCCCUCAUGGCCACCCCCAACCUGUCCAGGAAGAACAACAACCGCAGCAACGGCGGCGGGAGGAUGCCCACCAUCAUCUGAGGGGAGCGAGCUGGCGCGCCGGCCCGGCCGAGCGGCGCCCGUGCCUCCCGUCGCUCCGCGCCCGUCGCAGCCCCGCUCCGUGAGUCUGGUGACCGUCCUUCUCCUUGUCCCCCGGCGCGCCCGGGCCCGGGCGGAGGCGGGGAGCGGAGGGGCCGGGGAGCAGCGGGGCCCCGCGGUUUGAUGGCGGCCGCCGGCCGGGAGGGCGCGGGCGGCGCCGAGGGACGCGGGGAGAGGCGAGCCGGGGCAGAGGGAGGGAGAGACGGUGACUUUCCCUGGCUGACAGUGAAGCACAUCAGAACAUUUCACCUCUACCGAACGCGGCGACGCCUGGAUUUCCAUUCUCUUCUCCUGAAGAGCUUGACGGCAUAAAUCAGAAGCAAGCACAGAGUUUGUCAGGUUUGAAGCUCCUAUGAUGGUAUGUGUCAAAUCAGUUGUAGCUAAUCUGUCCGGGGAGAAUACUGGCUUCAUUACACUUGUAUAGUUGAGUUCUUCCAGCAUUACUGCUGUUUAAUAGAACAUGAUUAGUCAUCACGGAGAAAAAAGCAUAUUAGCUGAGGAGGUAGUUACAUGGCACGCUUCGGUGAUUGCUUGGAUGUGAUUGCAAUAUUCUUAGAAGCAUCAUAUUAUCUCAGACAUGUUCUUUCGAGCCCUUGGAGCCCUCCUUUCUAAAUUCACUGUCAUAAUUUAGUAUCUGUUUAAUUUUUCAGUCCAAAGAGAGGAAAUGAGUUGCUGAGUGUUAUUUGACUGCAGUCUCCUUGGUGUAAAAACAAAAUGGAAAAAAUAAAUAAGAGUAAGCCUGAAACACAAAAAGGAAUAAUGAAUACCGCUACGGAAAACAACAUUUCAAGUACGUUUGGUGAAAUUAAUAAACGCAUUAAAGGCUAAUAAUUUUUUUUUUUUUUUUUUUUUUUUUUUUGUUAUAUUUUCAGCCAGCAGAAAUAGGUUCUGUCAUUUUGCCAAGGUAAAUCGUGUUGAGUUUUUGGUCACUCCUGUGAUGCAUUGCCUAACUUAUACAGAUUUUUGUAUUGUGUCUCUAGAUUCUAUGUAUUUAAAAUCUAUUUGAAUAAAAAAAAGACCGUAAAUAUACAUUGAUUUUUUUUUUGUUUGUACAGAAAAAAAUGACAUCUCUUGUUAAUUUAUAAACUGUAAUGGAUGUGAACUAAAUAAUGUGCAACUAGUUAGGAUCUGUGGUUACAGAUCAUUAUUGUACAUUGAUAAUAUUCCCAGCAGUGAACUCUUCUUUCCAAAGCCUUGUGAGGAACAACAUAUCAGGAGAUCACGGCACGUUUGGCACAGGGAAGAAAAAAAACCAUGUGAGACCUUUUAGAAGGGAAAAAAGAGGCUGUAAAUAUAUUUUACUCCAGAAGUCAGGAAGCUUUCACAAGCCAAGACAAAAAGGCCCAUUCUGGCUGGGGGAAGAUCAGAUUUGAUUAAGUUCAGAAUUGAUAGCCUUCACCACAGCGGGCAGGGCACGGCUGUGCUCUGCCAAGAAAAAUGGCUUGUGCAAGUGGCCUGGACACUUCAUUUCAAUUCCAACUUUUAAUAUGUGCUUGGAUUAUUUUUGGUCUUACCAGGCACAUCCCAUCUAGCAGGAUUCUGGCAUGGAGAAGCAGAGGUUUUGGCAGGCAGAAAAGUGAUUUUUUUUUAAUUUUUUUUUUUUAAUAUGGCAGUGUGGGGAUGGGGGCGGGGUUUAUCAUGGAUAAAGUUGAAAACUCAACUGAAUUUGAUGGCAAAGGAGCAAUUAUGUAAAGGCAGUGAGGUGCACACAGCACAGAAAUUUGCAAAUCUACCUGCUCCUGUGUAUUUCCCAAGCCUUGGUCGUGCUCCUCCUUGGGGCUCUGGGUUUCAUUCAGCACACAGAUGGGAGGAGCAGCUGAUAAAUAAACUGAAUGUGGACAAAAAGGUCGAGGAAAAAAUGUGAUGUGGUUAUCUUAAGGAAAACAAAAAUAAAUAGGAAAAAUUAUGGAUUUGAGAUAAAAUUGUGGCUGAAAAAUGAGCCUCAAGCUGGAAGCACACGACUGGCUUCUCCUCUUUGGUGGUGUUGUCCUUUUUGUACUUUGUUGUUUUCUAGACCUUGGAGUAUCUGGAGGGAGGGAAUCUUAAUCCAGCCAGCCUAGGCUGACUGCACCAGACACAGCUGAUUCCCUUCCCACUGAGAUACUUCCAAAUAUUAGAAUUUUUUUUUUUUUUUUUUUUUUUUUUUUUUAAAUUCAGAAAAGGUGUCUGUUUGAACUGCCAUUUCUCCACCAUUCCUGAUGUUUAGUACUUACAGGUGGUCCCUCAGGGAGGGGACAGCCCAGCUGAUGUGCAGCUGAAGGGGAUGCUGUGAAACCCUCUGUGUGCUGGUGCUGGGGAGCUUUGCCACAGCAGGGAUUCGGGAAUGGCAAUCCCAGAGGUGCUAGAGCUGCCUGCUGUUCCCCCCAGGAGCAUCCAGGGCAUUUGCAUCCCAAAAACCAAGUCCAGUGUUUCAAACCCACGGUGGGCAGAGUUCUCAGUGCACGUUCUGGGUCACAGCUGGGUUUUUUUUUUCCUAAUUAAGAUUAUUUUCUGUACAUUGUUUGAUGCUCUACAUUCCUCUGAUAAGGCUGAGGGUGAUGUUUGAGAAACAAGGGCAACCAGGCAGAUUUCAGGUAGACAAAUUAAGUGGUCCUUUCCUAAAAAUCUUCUGGGAGCAUCCCUUGAAAAAGCACAGAAUAUUUUUGGGAGAGGAAAUUCCAGUGUAUUACAGGAACAAUUAUGCAUCCAGGCAAGCCAGGUAAUGCUUUAAUUAAGUGGUAGCACAGUUGCUUUUACCCUAAAUGUGGUUUCCCAUAAGUGUUGGCAUAUCUGUGUUGAACAGUGGUCUGUGGGGGGGAUUCCCAGUCCUGCAGGUGGCAGAGCUCCCUGGGAAAGCCAGGAGAUCCCAAAUUAUCCCGAGUUGGAAGGGACCCACCAGGUGAGGUCACCCAGGGCCGUUGUCACCAAGCCACUCCUUGCAGGGUGGAGGACAGGGGGAAAGCCCCUCUCACCAAGGCAGGGAUGGAGGAAGCUCUCCUUGGCUGGGUCCUGGUGGGGCUUGGCUUUGAGAACUCCACAGGCUCUUCAGGGGCUGAGUUGCCCUUUGCAGAGGAUGCUCUUGGAGCCUUCCAGGUGCAGAAUCAGGCAAUGUCCCCUGGCACUUGGAGACCCUGCAGGAAUCGUGGUUCUGUUGCUUUCACUCCAUUCUCCCACCCCUUUCCAUUCCUUGUCUCGUGUUUAGCCACUCUUGUUGCUUUUUUGGAGCCCUCUUACCAGGCUGUUCACACCCUUUGACCUGUUGGGAACAAAACAAGCCCUAGCUGUGACCCAGUCCGUGAGAAAUCCCAGCAGAAACCCAGCAGCCAAAGCUGUUCUCUCUGCAAAUGGAGACUGCAGCACUGGUUGUCAUUGCACCACACUUAACCCUUCCCCUCAUCCCAGAUACCUUGAAAUCCCCCUUCCUCUGCACUUUAUCCAUGACUAAAACACUAGGAGCGAGUCAGCCAUUGCUGUUUCCAUAUUCCUCCUCUCUUUGGCUAAUUGCUGUGGAAUUCAGUGAGAUAUUGCCAGGGAGGGUUUGCUUUUCCUUGCUCUUCAAGAAGAAAAAAGACCCAGCCUUGGAGAAAUUCAGGGUCCUUCCCUGAAUACAGAGAUUUGGCCAAGGGCUCCCAUUACCAGAUUUCCAAUUUUGGAGGUAUAAAAAGAGCAGGGGGGAAAAAUCUUGGAGAACCUUGGUGCUGCUCAGAAAGCCUGGUGAGCUCCUAGAAAGUGGAGAGGAUUUUGAAGCAUUUGGGCACAGUGUAAAAUAACCAAGUGUAAACACAGCAUUGUUUAAUUCACUGUCUUGUCCCCUUCCCUUAAAUUAUGUGUGUUAGUGAAAAAAAAAAAAAAAAAAAAAAAGAAAAAAAGCUUUAGCUGCACUUGGAGAUUUCCCUGGGCCAGAGGAGGCCGAGUCACGUAGGGAGAGGAGUCGAGGUGGGAAUGCAGAUCCGCGCUUGGAAGUGAUCUCUGGCACUGUAAUGUAGAAUAAUUAGAUUAUAUGGGGUUGGAAUAGCUUCAGCUUUUAUAUUUGUAUGGAGAUUGGGAGAAAUGAAGUAAUUUGUAGUUUCUAGUGUAAAGCAGUGGUAGUGGAGACAAGCACAGAUUUCACAGGGGGUCCCCAGGGGGCCCUUCCCAAACGUCUCGGGGAGCCGCCUUUGCACCUUAACAGGGAUGGUUUUGGGGUUUGUUGUUGGUGAAAUGGUCAUUUCAUGUUUGGUUGAGUGGUUGUUGUCAACGAGGGGACUGAGGGAAAGGAGGAGAGCCUUGGGGACCAAACUUUGGGGCAGCUUGGCUGGACAGGAGAGAACUUCCCCAUCCUCAUCUCAUUGUCAGGCAUCUUCCUCCUCCCUCCAGAGGCUGCUACACCCAUCCUUAGGUGGGAUCUCUGCCUGAUCCUUAGUUCCACACCUUCCAUUCUUGAUCUGUGGGUAAAAUUUACUGCAUAGAAAACUCGCUUUUGGAUGUUCUUGUGUUCGCUGCACAACAGGAAAAAAAAAUGCUCCAGAGUAAAGCUCUUUUCAAGGUAGAAAAGAAACACUGAACUACCCCAAAUGAAGAGGUUCUGCAGUGGGUUUUGAGUUCUAAGCUGCCAAAAAAAAAAAAAGAAGGCAGGCUUGAAUGGCUUUAUUGGAAAAUAAUCUCCUGUUUGAAAAAAAUAAUAGAGGUCAUAGAGCAAAACAUCCAAAGCUGUAGAUGGGUGAAUUUGUUGGUUUAGGGUAUUUGUAGGUUUUGCUUUGUUGUUUAGCAUGGGCCAGUUUUUAAAGUAAAUAUUGGGACAGUUUACCUUGAGUUGCCUGAGUCUGUCCCACACUUUAAAGGGAGGCUUGAGGGGUUUUGGCCAGGAUUGUCAGGAGCUGUGAAUAGUUCAUGUUUUGAGAGGGGAAUUGCAUGAUUUCAGAGAAGUAAAAGGUUGGUUUGGGAUUUUUUUAGGGCCAUCUUCAGCCCCAAACCACCAAGCAUGUUUCUGGCCCCAUGUUUUGUUUCAGGGUGACAGCAAGAUGCGUGGGUGAAUGAACUCCCAUCAUUAACUCCCAUGUUCAUGGGGGAGAAUUUCACUUGUGGAUGGAUAAAAUAAAGAUGUCUUUGUGCAUUUCAGCAGUUUUAACCCCUUCAUGUCCCCAUGCCUGCCCAAAUCCCAAACCCCUGUGGCAGCAGUCAGUUCUGUUGGCAGGCACAGCCUCAGCUUUCCCUCAGAUUUUCUGGAUGUGUUUUAUUUUAGCUUCCAGUGCUAAGGGCUGGCUGUUUAGCAGUGCUUCAGAGCUCCUUGUUUUUACAUCUGUGUGUUCUGUACAAAAUGUGAAGGGGGGUGGGUGGGGGACACUUCAGGGCAUGCUUUGGGGAUGGUGGCCACGUUGCUUGCUGGCAGUGAAUGCACCCUCAGCUCUUCCCUGCUUUCCAGAACUAUCCAUGUGGGUUCUGCUGUUCCUGGGAGCUGAAGUAGCCAAAAACACUUCCCUGGUCCUCAGGAAUUGCAGGGUACGAGGAGGAAAACCUCUCACAGAGACAACUCGAUCACAUCCCCUCUGCUGAAGGCAAAUCCCAAACUCCUGCAGGACCAAGGAAGGGUUUGGUGCUCAAUGUGGGGUUUUUGGCAUCUGAGCUGAGUUGAACCAGUGGAUCAAGUGCACCUGAGCCCUCAGGUGUCACCUGGAGGUCACUUUGCACUUGCUGUGCCCAUGUGCUGAUGCCUGCUCCCCAAACUGCCCUAAAUCACCAUCAGGAGCUUUGCUUGGAUGUUUCCAAAGGGGCAGGUUUCCCAGCUGGAGUCAGACCAGCCACUUCCAAGGAGGCAGGAGGAGGGACACCGGCUUGAGGGGUGGAGAGGUGCAGGGAGAUGAGGUCCACACUUGCUGCAGCCUCUGAGGUUUCCCAAAAAUCCAGCUCCUUCAGGCAGCAACGUCCAGCUUGAGAAAACCUUUGAGCUUGGCCUCCAGGACUGGAGGGGAGAAAUCCCAGCUCACCAGCCUUGGGGGUAGGAAGCUCCAGGGAAGGAGAUUCUGAAGGUAGAAAGGACAGAGUCUUGCCAUUCUUUUUAUUAUAAAUGUGCUUGAGACUCAUCUUCCUGGCUGAACCUGAGUGUGGAACCUGAGCUGUGGAGAGAGCCAUGGCUGGGUGUGCAGAAAUGAUGGGAGGAUCUUUCAUUUCCUGCUCCUUCAAUUCCUUUGAAAUGCUGUGGAAACCACCCCCUCCCCAGUGUUUUUUCCUGAGGUAACCAGGGGCUCAGCUGGAUUCUGCACUGAAUCUGCUGAGGAAAGGAUGUUCCCAUCCUCUGGAAGCACACAGCUCCAUGCAGAUCCCAAGUUGGCAGGGUUUGUCCCAGCUCCCUUUUACUGUGUCACUGUCAAGAGCACCUUUCACUUGUAGACUGCAUGUGGGUGCACAGCCUGAGGGGCAUUUGGGGAGGAGCAUCCCCUAAAACACCAGGGACUCGUUUUGGGAUGUGUUUGACUCGGUUUGGAAUGGCCAAGAGCUCAGACCUGCAGCUCCUGCUGCCUCCAAACCCCUGGGCUCCAGCAGGAUUGAGCAUAUCCCAAAAAUGCUCGGCCCACACCUGAGCAGCUCCAACCUGUGGCAGAUCCAGUCCUGCAAAGGUUGGGUUUUGUGUUCAGCCCCCAGAUCUUUCAGGUCUUUCUGCUUUGUGGUGUUUGUCUUUCCAGUUGAGUAGGGAGGGAGCCCAGGUGAGUAGGGAACACCUGCUCGGGGUAGAGGCAGGAGAUACCCAGCACAUGGCAGGCUUUAUAGCAAGUUUUGGGUUGUUGGGGUUUGGUUUUGGUUUGUUUUUGUUUUCUGUUACUGUAAAUAAUAAUGUAUAAAUGAUGACAAGACAGUGUGAAAAUUCUAAAAAAAGAAAAAGCAAAAAAAAGGUCUUUUGUUGUUGUUUUUAUAUUACCUCAUCCAGCAAGUUUGUUUUACAAUGACUCGAUGAUGCUUUAUUUAUAUUGUUUGUACUGUAAUUAAACCGAUUGACAAACAUUUCACUUUGCUUGUUGUUUCCUAUGAUUUGGGUUUGAUUAAGUAUGCCAGUUUGUAUUAUGUUCCCCUUUCCUCUCUCUCUCUACACAUCGAGAUUUUUUGUGUCAGCUGUACAGUAUUCUGAAUAAUGAAAAAUAAAAAUUAAAAUUAAAAAAAAAAAGGAACAAAAAAAGCUGUAAAGUACUGCAGAGAGAGGCUGCUAUAUUGUAUAGGUCUCUUUCUAAUAAAGACAAGAAAACCUGUUGGUCUCA